AUGGUUUAAAAAAACAAAUUAGUUAAAUUAGGUAUACUUGCAUUUUUGCUGUUAGGUAUUGUUUUAGGUGAGCAUUGCAAUCCAGAUGAUACAGAAGAGUGCGAAACUUGCUGUGAAGGAACAGCUCCAAACGCAGAGUGUAUUCAUGAUAUCUUAAAAUGUCCACUAAAACCUAAUCCAAAUUUUACUGUUUUAGUAACAAUUUUAUAUAUACUAGCAGGAUUUAUAGUAGGUAUUCCAUUAAUUCUGUUUAUAAUUGACAAGAUCUUAUGUAGCAAUUUAUUUAACUGCAAAAUGUCUUUUUGCGAACUAAUAGCUAAUUAUAUCUGCUGUUGCUUUUGCCUUUCAAGAGAUAAGCCACCAAUUGAGCUAGAAGAUAUGGAAGAAUAGGAGAACCUUGAUGAUAGUAAAAAGAAAAAAGCUUCAAACAAAAUCAGUCCUGAGCAAAAAUGA
Tetrahymena thermophila SB210 is the source of this 453-nucleotide messenger RNA. Its product is annotated as transmembrane protein, putative. The transcript is spliced from 3 exons. Lineage: Eukaryota; Ciliophora; Oligohymenophorea; Hymenostomatida; Tetrahymenidae. The record is from RefSeq and is a predicted model, not a curated record.